GCCUGCCACAAUGGCGGCCUUCGUUUGGCAUCUUAUGGUUUUGUUCGGAUUUUUAGCUACAAAAUCGUGUUUGUCAUUUGGCUCUGAAAAUGACAUACACAAUGUAAUUUCUUCUUUGCAUAAACUGAUAAAUUACUUUCGUGAGAACUACAAAGACCUCAACCUUGAUGGAUUUUUUGGGCUUCGAGUUCUUGAAGGACAGCUGGAAGUGCUCAUAGCUGAACAUCAAGAGGGUCAGCACAAGAAUUUGUCCACAGCCAUUUGGAAUGAGAUCAAACUUUUGAAAAAUUUCGCCCAAAAUAUCACAGCUCUUGGUCUUGAGUAUGUCCAGAAAGAUGACUUCAAUUAUUUUAAAGACUUCAGUCUGGUCAUCAAAACCCCAUGGCAUAUAAAAAAACCAGAAAGAAAGAUUGAUCCUUCCUUGCGCUGGGAGAUCCCACAGUAUAAAGCCAAACUAGCAGUGAAGCUAUCAGAGAAACUCAGUGACAAAUGUAUGACAGAACUUAUGAAGGAGGGAUGUGUCAUUUCACAAGAGUGUGCCACUGUCAUGACAAGCAGGGGUCUCACCGGCUAUGGCAUCACACACCAGCUUCUCUGGACAACAAUUGCGGAACUCAUGCCACAUUGCAACCAGUCCAUCAACAAAGUAGCUGCAGAACAAGGUUUUGGGAACUUGAGCCAGUUCCGGCUUGAAUUCUGCAGUAAUAACUUCUACGAAAUGAUUGCAGUGGUGCACGUUCUAAUGCAUGGCAAGGUGCAUGAGAGUCAUCAGGAUCUAUUUCUAGAACAGCAAUUUGUCUGUCCUGAGCUGGGAUUCUAUGAGUUUCUGAAAAAAGACUACCUGGAUCAGAUUAUAUCCUGGCAAUUUCCCAGCGGCUGCUAUGGUGACAGUCCAACACAGAAGGACUUGCAGGACACCCUAGAGGUUGGGCAGCUCCUGGAGGGUUACCAUCAGAGCCCAGGGAAACUUUUACCUGCUGCCCACUCAGGUCAUCAAGUCAGAAACAUGAGAGUCAGAACAGCUGAGAUGGAACCUAAUGCACAAAACUCACAGAUAAAAGUGUCAGCUGCAGCAAAUACUAUUCAGCACAUAGAAAAUCACAUAUCACGCACAAUUUCACCGGUGCUAAAGGCUGGACCUCCAGGAAGUAUUUUAAAAUUUGUUGCUAAUGAUACAAAGCGAGAGAAACAUUUGGGUAACCAGGCAAAAAUAGGAAGAAAAUUACUUGUUGAGAAGGAUAUGGGAGGUGGAUGUCUCUCUCAUAAAACUGGAGUAGCCUCAGGAGCCCUGGUGGUGUACCUGCGAUACCUCAUUGCUCCAGGCAGCAUUCAGUGGACAAGUCAACACGACCUCUUUCUGUCAGACAGCCGCACAUUGUUGCAGGCCAAGGGAGAGAAGCAAGCUAAUGCGUUGAACCAGGAGGUAGAGGAGGGGGCCAACAAUGAGGAGGAGGGUGCUGCUGAGGAGGAUGAUGCUAAUUACAAUGGAGCAGAGGAGGGAGAUGAGGACGGAGAUGAAUACAACCAAGGCGAGGAGGACUACAAAGCUGGGAAUGAAGAUGCUGCUGACCACACCAUCCAGUUUGGUGCCAACCGCAACCACGACCAAGUCAUUAUUAAUGAAGACAGUGAGAAAGAUGGGGCAGACUAUGCAAACAACAAAGGUAUCCUGCGGCAACAAAUUGACUUCCCCGCUAAUGCUGCUGUCAAUGUUGAAGACACGGAAGACCAACAGGAGGAUCAGAACUAUUACGACGAUGAGGGGGAGACAGAGAAAGGAAUCAUCAGACAUAGAAAACCACCCACACCCCGUCCUCACCCUCCAGUCAAAACUCGCAAAAAGCACUCUGGUGCUGUAACUCCAGAUGUGCUCUAUGGAAUAGAACGCUUGGAGCUGUCAAGUGACCAGCCAAACUAUUUUGUUAUUCUUCUGGUUUCUAUAGCACCUUUCUUUGUUCUCAUCUUAUUUUUAUACAAGUUCAUCAGGAAACGAAGGAUCCAUAUAAGGUAUCAUUUUUAAAGAAUCAUAUUCCAGUGUAAUUGUGUGCAUUUCCUUGAGUGCAAUAAUGUGGGGCCGUCAGUCAACAGGGUUUAUUUAACAUGUGCGGUUUUAAUUUAUUAUUAUUGUGCUGUGGUGAAUUGUAUAAAAGAUUUGAAAUGCUAAAAGUGAAUGUGUGUGUGAUUUAUUGAUAGAAUGCACAUGCUUAUAUAUAUAUUUAUGUAUAUAUAUACACCUCGGAAAUAAAUAGUCAUGGUUAGUUCUGUAUGAUACAUUGUAGUCUACUUUAAAAUCUAGUUACGUCUUGCCAGUACUUUGAUUUGUUUAUCUAUCUUACUUUGCCAAAAGCAGUAAACAAUUUUGUUUAUUGCAGAUUAACGAGUCCUAAUUUUUUAUGACUGUUAUUUACAUUUAUCAGAAGAAAAAUUUCCGAUGUUAUAUUUUGAUACAAAACCACCUUUACUUAAAAAAACUUAUUAAAAAUAUUAUUAGGUGUGAAUGUAAUUGUUUAAAUAAAAUACUCAUUUUUUUUAAAAAUUGUUUUUUUACAAGUAGCAUUAUCUUUUGUUACAUAAACCAAACAAGGCAGUUGUUACUGUUAGUGGCUGGUAAACCAAUGGGAUGAUGUACAUAAUUUACUUUUUUUAAUGAGAAUCUCUGUCUUACUAUUUUUUGCGUGGGGAAAAAAAACUUGUAUAUAUAUUUUAUUGAAUUCAAGUGAUGGAUUCAGUCAAUGCAUAUUUUAUUUUAUUUUUAUGUAUUAUUAAAAAAAAAGCUUUAAACUAAUAAGACUGUCUGUAGGAGAAACAUGUAUUGUUCAUGUUAAUCAUGAACUGUUGUAAGCCACAAGGUAUGUAUUUACCGCUCCCACCCCCAAGUCUUUUUCCAUUUAUGUACCCUCACUUUCUGAGUCCUAGUUCUGUGAUUUCUCUUUUGUUUGUUAGAGCUGCUGCAUAAAUGUAUAUCUUAACUAAGAGUGCAGCACUUUGUGUUCAUUGUAAUGUAUAACAAUUUUUCUACUGUUUGCCAUGAUUACUACAUGUUAGCUUGAGCUCUAUUUUUAUGCAUCUUAUUGAUUCACUAAUAAUAAUUCUAGAGUCACUAGAAAUAUAAUUUUAUGGUUUCUUUGAGUCGAUGGCAUAUAGCCACUUUUACAAGUUUUUGUGAUACCAAUCACCUUUUAUAUUAUGAUAUUAAUUUGAUUACUUGUUUUAACAUUAUUUUCCAUCAUUUCCAUUUAAUCCUUUAAAACAUCAAUGUCAGUAUGAUUAAUUAAAUUUGUUUUAGUAAGAGGCCUAAGAUCACUUUCAA
Physella acuta is the source of this 3310-nucleotide messenger RNA. RefSeq lists its product as uncharacterized. Gene Ontology annotation, cellular component: cytosol; membrane. The record is from RefSeq and is a predicted model, not a curated record. NCBI's taxonomy places the organism in Eukaryota, Metazoa, Mollusca, Gastropoda, Physidae.